Folsomia candida is the source of this 687-nucleotide messenger RNA. RefSeq lists its product as uncharacterized. The record is from RefSeq and is a predicted model, not a curated record. The transcript has 4 exons. Bases 152 to 514 code for a protein of 120 amino acids. NCBI's taxonomy places the organism in Eukaryota, Metazoa, Arthropoda, Collembola, Entomobryomorpha, Isotomidae.
UUAAAAGAUCUUCGUAAAGAAACAAGUGUAUAAAUACUGGACAACUUCCUUCCGAAGGUAUCAUUCAUAGCUGAGACUUAUUCGUGUGUGAGUGACAAGUGAAUUAUACAAAUAGUGAGAAAAUUUUGGAAAUUUGUGGAAAUUAAGAAACAUGCAAACCUCAGUGAUAAUUGUUGGAGUUCUCGCCUUGUGGGUGGGGUUCGCCCAGGGAAAACCGGGGCAUUUUUUCUACGGUUAUCCACCAUCUUCGCAGACAACGGUGUUACGUGAUGCCCUGGGCAAUCAAGCCACAGCGUACUCGUACCAGGAUGGACAUUCGUCUUCCGUCGCGGUAUCGAGAAAUGAUGUGAGCAAACAUCUGACCUAUGUUCCUGUCCCUGUCGCUGCCCCCGUUCUCCACCAGCAUGUCGAACCCAUCGUGUAUGAACAGCCUGCCCUCGUAGCGGGGCCAGCUUAUCAUUACUCGAAUCACCUUCCUGCCGCACAUUAUGGAGGGUACUACAACUACUUGUAAAAAUAGUUUCGGGAUAAUUUUUGUACGAGGUCUUCUUUAGACUUUAAUUUCAUGUCUGAAUUUGCAUAAUUUUCGAAAUCAUAAUAUGAACAAGGACGACCAGUAUAAUAUAAUUUAAAUUGUAAUGCAGUACAGAUUUUUAUAGAAGAAAUAAAGUAUUUAUUGACCAGUUC